Molecule: messenger RNA, 2358 nt
Organism: Sarcophilus harrisii (Tasmanian devil)
Lineage: Eukaryota; Metazoa; Chordata; Mammalia; Dasyuromorphia; Dasyuridae
Gene: SNRNP35
Product: small nuclear ribonucleoprotein U11/U12 subunit 35
Exons: 3
Coding region: 196-987 (263 amino acids)
Biological process (GO): mRNA splicing, via spliceosome
Cellular component (GO): precatalytic spliceosome; U12-type spliceosomal complex
Molecular function (GO): snRNA binding; mRNA binding
Source: RefSeq, a predicted model, not a curated record
GCCGUAGGAGCUGGAAAACUUAGCUGCAUUUUCGAAACAGCACAUUCCGGCAAACGCUUUGGCGAAAAUUAAUUUUGGAAGGCAACACUAUUAUGGAAAAUCGGCUGCGCCCAAUAUAAAGUCUCGCGCGCGGCCUCCCGGAAGUUAGAGGCUUGUUCUCUAAUAAAGAGCGAGCCUGGAUCCCAGCAGAGGACAAUGAAUGAGUGGAUGCCCAUUGCCAAAGAAUAUGAUCCUCUCAAGGCUGGGAGCAUCGAUGGCACUGAUGAAGAGCCUCACGACCGGGCCAUCUGGAGAGCGAUGCUGGCUCGCUAUGUGCCCAACAAAGGGGUAUCUGGAGACCCCCACCUCACGCUCUUUGUGGGGAGGCUGAACCUGCAGACCACUGAAGAAAAGCUGAAAGAUGUCUUCAGCAGGUACGGCGACAUCAGGAAGCUGCGGCUGGUGCGGGACGUGGUCACGGGCUUCUCCAAGCGCUAUGCUUUCAUUGAGUACAGAGAAGAACGAUCUCUGUUAAAAGCUUACAGAGAUGCCAACGGAUUGGUUAUUGAUCAGCAUGAGAUCUUUGUCGACUAUGAGCUAGAAAGAAUCCUUAAAGGGUGGAUCCCUCGGAGACUUGGAGGAGGGUUUGGUGGGAAAAAAGAAUCUGGACAACUGAGAUUUGGUGGACGGGACCGGCCUUUUAGAAAACCCAUUAACUUGCCAGUGUUCAAAAGUGACUUCUAUGGAGAGGGGCAGAGGGAGAGGAGGGAGUGGUCCCGAGACAGAAGCUGGGACUGGAGGACCAGAGAUCGAGACCAUGACAGGGGCCGAGAGAAGAGGCGACAAGAAAGGGAGAGCAGCAGGGCCUGGGACGAGAACGAGAGGGAAAGAGAGCGGGACUUCAGAGAAGAGAGGAGCAGGGGGCGAGAGAGGAAGGACCGAGAGAGAAGAGAUAGGAGCAAGGAGAGAGACUCCAAAAAGCAGAGGGAGGAUGAUAAACACAAGUAGAGACUUUAACUCCCGACAUCUCCAUGAAACAGCUGCCCCUCUCCUUGGUACCUGCAGGGGCACUGGUUGGUCAGUCAGUCAGCUGCCAGCACCUGGGGUGCAUGUUUCCUCUUCAUCCAUUCACUCCAUCAAGUCUUCCUUUGUGUGCCUUUCUCCCCUUAGAUUUUCCAGGGCUUUCCCUGAGCUCUCCUCUGCCACUUUCCUAGUCUAGUUUGUGUUACCUUUAUUCGGGGACAUACAAUUCUAAUCUUUCGUCUCAUCCAAGCCCAAACUUAAUAAAUGCUUGUUAAAUCUAAAUCUAAAAAGUGACAUGUUAGCACAGGGCCUGGCACAUAGUAGGCCCUUACUAAAUACCUGUCUCCUUCUUCCUUGAGGAUGCAAAAAUAAAGUAGCAAAGCCAGGCCAUGCCUUCAGGCCAGCAGCCUCUCCAUCGGCUUGUGGACUUGUAGUGACAGGGAGCUCUCUACCUCCCAAGACUGCCUGGUUUCAAGCAGCUCUAGCGGUGGGGAAGGUUUUCCUUUUUUUCCAAACCUUACAGUUCUGCAAAAUGAAUUGAGAGUGUACAGGACAGCCCAGUGAAAUGCUCACACCCUGUGAACUGCGGAGCAAACUACUUCUGAGCCUCCUCUUUCCUCUCCUUCCUCCCUGCUUGACCCUCAGCAAACUGGGCAAACUGACCUCUGCCUAUUUGGGUGACGUAAAUUGAAAGUAAGCCACCAUAACAACAGCUAAUGUUGUACAGAGCCCUAAGAUUUGUAAAACCUUUCACAGAUCACUCAUUUGGGUUUCACCACCACGCUGGGAAAUAGGUGCCACUAUUAUCUUCAUUUUACAGAUGUGGAAACUGAGGCAGGCAGGAGGUAAGUGACUUCUCUAGGAUCACACAGCCAGGACAUCUCUGCUACAUGCAGAUGAGCUGGAUGUAAGCAAGGGGAGCCUGUGCAAGGUCAGCAGCCUCAUUUUCCCUUCCAGAGCCAUCGGGGUCCCGAUAGAGAUCAGGAUGACUGGAGAUGGCUCUGGAUACAGGGGGAGCCUAAGUCUGUUUGAACAAAGGGCUUCAACAAGGCUCAGUUUGCCCGAGGCCGCCCCCAUUCAGUGAGAAAGUCAUCUGAGACCUAAUUUGAACUCAAGUCUUCCUGACGCCAGAUCUAGCAUUCUGUCCACCAUGGCCCCGAGCUGCCGCUAAAGAUACACGCGCUAGAUGUACUUGGACAGAUGCUUUUCAGAAAGAUAGACGUUGAUGGACAUCUUAUUGUGCUUACUUAUUUAACGCUGAAAAUUCAAGGAAAUGUUUCGGGUAAUUUAUUUCUACGCUCUCCCACAGAAUUGGUGCUUAAUAAAUGUUACUUGAAUCACAGCUAUCUAUUUUAU